Erpetoichthys calabaricus (reedfish) is the source of this 385-nucleotide messenger RNA. RefSeq names its product 60S ribosomal protein L30-like. Gene Ontology annotation, molecular function: RNA binding; structural constituent of ribosome. The transcript has a single exon. The coding region runs from base 9 to 356 and encodes 115 amino acids. NCBI's taxonomy places the organism in Eukaryota, Metazoa, Chordata, Cladistia, Polypteriformes, Polypteridae. Gene Ontology annotation, cellular component: cytosolic large ribosomal subunit. The record is from RefSeq and is a predicted model, not a curated record.
CUGCGAAAAUGGUGGCUGCCAAGAAAACGAAAAAGUCACUCGAGUCUAUAAACUCAAGGUUGCAACUUGUUAUGAAGAGUGGUAAAUAUGUCUUGGGCUAUAAGCAGACCCUCAAGAUGAUCCGACAAGGCAAGGCAAAGCUGAUUAUAUUGGCAAACAACUGCCCUGCUUUGAGGAAAUCUGAAAUUGAGUACUAUGCUAUGUUGGCCAAGACUGGUGUGCAUCAUUACCGUGGAAACAACAUUGAACUGAGUACAGCCUGUGGUAAAUACUACAGGGUAUGCACUCUAGCUAUCAUUGAUCCUGGUGACUCUGACAUCAUCAGAAUCAUGCCAGAACAGACUGGUGAAAAAUAGAUCAGAACUUUCUUGCCUUAUAAAUAAAU